This is a messenger RNA of Microthlaspi erraticum, 462 nucleotides long. Lineage: Eukaryota; Viridiplantae; Streptophyta; Magnoliopsida; Brassicales; Brassicaceae. The record is from the annotation of a GenBank genome assembly.
AUGAAGGAUAGUAAUUCAUUCCCUGCCGUGGCCUCGACGAGGCGAUCGAUAUGCGGUAAAGGGAAGCUAUCCUUUGGGCAUGCUUUAUUUCAGGUAGAGUCCACGUUUAGCUCGUGGGAUGUGAUUGCCGGGUCGAUCCCUUUCAUAUCUGCCAUUGACCAUGCGAAAAGGUGCACAUUCUGUUUGAGCAAUGUGACCAGUUGCUCUUUUAUCAUCGUCGAGGUCGCCACCGAUGCCAACGCACCUUUCCGGACGCGAUUCGUCGAUAUUCACCUCGUCGACGAGGGCCGGCUUUGGUCUCUGGUGGUAUGGAAGGCGUGGAUCCAUUUCCUCGUUUGCGGUCGAGACGACGGCCUUCAUCUCGUGGAGCCAUGGGGUGCCCAAAAUGGCGUUGUAAAUGGCUGGUUUAUCGAUGACGAAGAAUUCGGCGGCUUUGGUUGUUCCGCCGACGUGGAUAGGUAG